Molecule: messenger RNA, 2484 nt
Organism: Dermochelys coriacea (leatherback sea turtle)
Lineage: Eukaryota; Metazoa; Chordata; Testudines; Dermochelyidae
Gene: PGAM5
Product: PGAM family member 5, mitochondrial serine/threonine protein phosphatase
Exons: 8
Coding region: 1-1230 (409 amino acids)
Biological process (GO): positive regulation of mitochondrial fission
Cellular component (GO): mitochondrion
Source: RefSeq, a predicted model, not a curated record
AUGUGUGUGAGAGAGAGCGUGCGUGUGACAACCGAUCACACAGAAACGGAGAACAGACAAAAACAAAGAGAGAGAGACGGAGAGGCCAGCGGGGAGUGCGCAGCGCGGAGGAAGCUUGUCCCGCGCCGCGCCCCGUCCAGGGCGGAGCUGAGAGGGGGGCGGGAAGUGCCGCCUCUCCUCGGCUCGCGCUCAGGCUCCCCGGCUCUGCCUUGGCCAUGUCAUUCCGCCGGGCGCUGGCGCUGGCCGCCUGCGGGCUGGCCGGCGGCUCCGUGCUCUUCUCGGCCGUGGGCGUGGGCAAGCAGCCGGCCCGCGGCGCCGGGGGGGGACGCUGAGACUCGGUCGGCGGGAGCUGCCGGCCCCGGGCUGCUGCUCCUGCCCCCCGCCGCCGCCGCCUCCUGCCCCGCAGCGCCGGGCUGGGUAGAGCGAGCCGCCGGCGGCUCCUGGGACAGCAACUGGGACAGGUGGUUUCCAGGUUCAAGACUGCAGCACUUUGGUAAGGUUUUGAGGGAAGCUGUCUGUCUAGAUCUCGGCACAUCUUUCUGUCAUCUUCAACGUGAACCACUGGCUCUUAUCAACCGGAAAAAGAAAAAUGAAGAGACUGGGGAAGAAGAGCUUGCUUCCCGCCUAGAUCACUGCAAAGCAAAAGCUACCAGACACAUAUUCCUUAUCCGCCAUUCUCAGUACAACUUGGAUGGCCGGAUUGAUAAAGACAGAACUCUGACACAACUGGGUCGUGAGCAGGCAGAGCUGACUGGGCGCAGGCUGGCAAGUUUGGGGUUGAAAUUUGAUACAAUUAUUCACUCCUCUAUGACCAGAGCAAUGGAAACAACCGACAUCAUCAGCAAGCAUCUUCCAGGGGUCAAAAAAAUUAGUACUGACCUGCUAAGAGAGGGAGCUCCUAUAGAACCAGUCCCUCCAGUAUCUCACUGGAAACCAGAAGCUGUGCAGUAUUAUGAAGAUGGGGCUCGUAUUGAGGCUGCUUUCCGAAACUAUAUUCAUAGGGCUGAUGCAAAACAGGAAGAGGACAGCUAUGAGAUUUUUGUUUGUCAUGCCAAUGUGAUCCGCUACAUAGUUUGCAGAGCAUUACAGUUCCCCCCAGAAGGCUGGCUUCGGAUGUCACUUAAUAAUGGCAGUAUAACCCAAUUGGUGAUCCGUCCUAGUGGAAGAGUGGCACUUAGAACACUUGGAGACACAGGAUUCAUGCCUCCUGAUAAAAUCACACGCACCUGAGUGUGUGCAGGUGAUGGCCAUGUGGGAGCUGCUUCUAGUCUCUCUGCACUAGUACAUCCAACUAUUGUACCACUAAAUUUCUAUUUGUAAUAUCAGGGUAUGAUGGUGUUUUAAAAUUUUACUUUAAUCCCCUCAGUCUGCUUUUCACUCCCAAAAAGAAGACUUUACAUUUCUUCAGAGUUCUAUGGACUUGACUUGUAUCACUUCAUAAAAUGAAGAGCGACACCUCCCUGCUCUGAGAUGUGGAGUGGGAAAAGACUGUGCUCAACCAUCUGAGAGCACCACUUGCCUGUAAAGUGAAAAUUACUCUUGUUGGACUGAUUCCUAUACUAUAGAGGGGUAUGACUAUUAGUGCUUUCCCCUGUUGAAGUUAUGUACAUGGAGGUGUUUAGGAGACACAGGGCAUACUGAAAUGAGAAGUACAGAGCUGUGGUGUUAGGUUGGAGUGUGACUUUAAUGCUCCCUGCUUUGGAUAUUCAUUCCCCUAUUCUGAAAAAUACUCCUGACAGAAGUCUUUUUGCAGCUAGAAGCCAGAAAUUUCCUACCCCUCGUGCUCCAGAAGGAAAGUAAAUGUUAGGGGGAAAGUCUGUCUUAAGCCAGUUUUAGAACACUAACUUGUCCUGAUGGGGCUGGUGGUAGUACUAGACAGUAGAAGGCUGUGCAAGUGCUUUGUCUUAUGCAGGUAAGCUUUAAGAACCACCAAGCAAGUCUGCCUCCCUGGCCUAACUCCCUACUUGACACUCCAACCAUGAGUAGUAAAUUUGGGCAAAAAUUCUGGUGCUAUAUUAAUACAGAGAUGGAAGAGCAAAUAAGUGGGUAGGAAGUUACUUCUAGUCAAGUGAAAACAAGGAUCAUGUUAAUAACUAGACAAAUUACAACUUUUCUUGAAGAAAAUGCUAGGUUCUCACCUUUCCCUUGUCAAGUAAUAUGAAGUUUUAAUCAUGAGAAAUAGUGCCUAGCAACAGGGGCGAGUGAAACCCUGAACUCUUUCCAAGCUGUUUGAUCCAACUGCUACAGACAGAUUAGUGAAACAGGCUACUACCGAACGUAAAACUUUGUAUUUGGACAAGAGGGGAGGAUUGUCUUCAGCAAUCACGGGAAGAAAUUGGAAUAAUUUUGUCUAUCAACUUUUUAAAAUAAAAAUUUAAGUGGUCUCUUCGUGUACCCUUUGAGUAUAGCAAUCACCACAUUUUGGAACACACUGCAAGCCCUAAGAAGGGAAGUGUACUGGAGAUGAACUGAAGCAUGCAUGUC